AUGAGACCUAUAAAGUUGAUGGGACAUGAGCGUUCAUUGACUCAGGUCAAGUUCAAUAGAGAAGGUGAUCUUCUCUUUUCUGUUGCAAAGGACUCGUCGGCCUCCAUUUGGUAUCUGUCCAAUGGUGAAAGACUAGGAACUUUGGAAGGCCAUCAAGGUACGAUAUGGUCCAUCGAUGUCGACUCCAAGACAUUCUUGUGUGCUACUGGAAGUGCUGAUCUUACCAUCAGAUUAUGGAAGGCCGAGACAGGUGAGUGUGUUUACAAGUGGGAGACUUCGUCCCCUGUAAGAAGAGUGGCUUUCUCUCCUGACAACUCGAAGCUCUUAGCAGUUACAGACAAAGUCAUGGGCAGUAAGGGUGCUAUCUCUGUUUACGAUGUAAAUUAUGAUGACAUUCUGAACCAACCUACUGAGCCAAGUCUUGUUAUCAACACCAGAGAAGAUGCGACCAAGGUCACCGUUGCUGGUUGGUCAGCAGAGGGCCAAUAUAUCAUCGCUGGGCAUGAGGAUGGAUUCGUCAGCAAGUAUGACGGGAAGACGGGAGAGUUUCUCCAAACUGUCAAGGUACAUGGUGUACAUAACGAGGAAAAGAUCGUUUCCAUUACCGACAUCCAGUUUGCUCCAGAAGACAGACUGUACUUCAUCACUGCAUCGAAAGACAAGAACGCCGCCUUGGUAGACGUUGACAGUUUUGAACUCAUGAAAGUUUACAAGGCUGACGCUCCUAUGAACACUGCUGCUAUUACACCCAAGAAGAAUUUCGUUAUUUUGGGCGGUGGUCAGGAAGCCAGAAAUGUGACCACUACCGCAGAGAGUCAAGGUAAGUUCGAGGCCAGAUUCUACCACAAAAUAUUCACAGAAGAAAUUGGUAGAGUAAAGGGUCACUUCGGUCCCUUGAACACUGUCGCUGUUCAUCCUGAUGGUGUUGGCUAUGUCUCGGGAGGAGAGGAUGGUUUUAUCAGAGUUCACUACUACGAUAAGCUGUACUUUGAUUUCGAAUUUGACGCUGAGAGAACCGAACGUGUCAUGGCCCAGUCUCAGGCAAAGGCCCAGGAAGCAUAA
This is a messenger RNA of Candidozyma haemuli, 1062 nucleotides long. RefSeq names its product translation initiation factor eIF3 subunit i (gene TIF34). Gene Ontology annotation, biological process: cytoplasmic translational initiation. Gene Ontology annotation, molecular function: protein binding; RNA binding; translation initiation factor activity. The record is from RefSeq and is a predicted model, not a curated record. Lineage: Eukaryota; Fungi; Ascomycota; Pichiomycetes; Serinales; Metschnikowiaceae. The coding region runs from base 1 to 1062 and encodes 353 amino acids. The transcript has a single exon. Gene Ontology annotation, cellular component: cytoplasm; eukaryotic translation initiation factor 3 complex, eIF3m.